Exophiala viscosa is the source of this 3506-nucleotide messenger RNA. RefSeq names its product cytochrome P450. Bases 101 to 3247 code for a protein of 1048 amino acids. Gene Ontology annotation, molecular function: FMN binding; NADPH-hemoprotein reductase activity; aromatase activity. The record is from RefSeq and is a predicted model, not a curated record. Gene Ontology annotation, cellular component: cytosol. The transcript is spliced from 4 exons. NCBI's taxonomy places the organism in Eukaryota, Fungi, Ascomycota, Eurotiomycetes, Chaetothyriales, Herpotrichiellaceae.
CUUCUACUUUCUCGCAUUCUCCAUUUCCUCUUAUUCCAGCGUACUUGUGCUUGUGCCUGCUUGCAUUCUUGUCUGCCCUCCCAGCGUCGAACAGCCCAAUAUGUCGACUCCGAUUCCCCAGCCUCCAACGGUUCCCUUUUUAGGGAACGUGCUGGACAUAGACCCAAAGAAUUCCAUGCAGAGUCUGGUACAUAUAGGCGAAAAAUAUGGCCCCAUCUUCAAGCUCACGGUUCUUGGUCGAGAAAGAUAUUUCAUCACCUCCGCAGAUCUACUGAAUGAACUAUGCGAUGAGACCAGAUUCUGCAAAGCGGUCUCAGGAGCUCUUCAGCAAGUUCGCAAUGGCGUCGGAGAUGGACUUUUCACUGCUUACCACGGAGAACACAACUGGGAGGUGGCUCACCGAACACUGGUGCCUGCAUUUGGCACCAUCGGCAUUCACGACAUGUACGACGAAAUGUACGACAUUGCUACACAGUUGAUCGCCAAAUGGGCCCGGGUAGGCCCUGAGCAGCAGAUUAACGUUACCGACGACUUCACCCGCUUGACCCUUGACUCGAUAGCGCUCUGUGCUAUGGGUAAACGUUUCAAUUCGUUUUAUUCGGAAAAGAUGAACCCUUUCGUUGAUGCUAUGGUCGGAUUCCUACUCGAGUCUGGAAGACGUUUAUCACGAACGCGCAUCGAAUCGCUCUUCAAUCGAUCAGCGGACAGGCAAUAUCAACAGGACAUAGCCACAAUGAAAGCGGUUGCGGAAGAGGUCAUUGCUCAUCGGAGAGCCAACCCUGUCGAUAAGAAGGACCUGCUAAAUGCGAUGCUGUUCGGCAAAGAUCCCAAGACAGGAGAACGGUUGAGCGACGAGAACAUCAUGAACAACAUGAUCACGUUCCUCAUUGCAGGUCAUGAGACAACAUCAGGCCUCCUUUCUUUCACCUGCUAUCACCUCAUCAAGAACCCUGAUGCUUUGAGCAAGGCUCAGCAGGAGGUGGACACUGUCGUCGGCAAAGGACCCGUAACCUAUCAGCAUAUGUCCAAGUUGCCAUAUAUUGAAGCUGUCUUGCGGGAAACUCUACGUUUGCAACCAACUGCACCGGCGUUCGCGCUUCAACCACUCGAGAAUGUUUCCGGACCUGUUGUUAUCGGUGGAGAGUAUUUUAUUCCUCAAGAUGCCUCGAUUGUUGCACUCCUUCCCGCCAUAGGCAGAGACCCCAAAGCGUUUGGGGCAGAUGCCGAUGAGUACAAACCAGAAAGAAUGUAUGGCGAUAACUUCGCAAAACUACCCCCAAAUGCUUGGAAGCCGUUCGGCAAUGGAGCGAGAGGAUGCAUCGGCCGACCUUUUGCCUGGCAGGAAGCCAUCUUAACUCUUGCGCUGAUCCUCCAGAAUUUCAAUAUCAGAGCUGAUAACCCCAGCUAUCAGCUUCAAAUCAAGCAGACCUUGACACUCAAACCCGACAAUUUCUUCAUGCGAGCAUCGUUGAGAGAGGGGAUCGAUCCUGUGCAGCUGGAGCGGAAGAUGUAUGCUGGACUCGAGGUCGACGACGCUCGUCAUAAGCCGAAAGCUGGCUUGACCAAACAUACUCAAUCCAGCAAGCCCAUGUUGAUUCUGUAUGGAUCGAAUUCGGGUACCUGUGAGGGACUUGCCCAGAAUCUAGCCAGCAACGCCGAAGGACGAGGGUUUGCCGCCAGUGUGAAGACACUAGACGCGGCUGUUGACCUACUGCCCACCAAACAACCCGUUGUUGUGAUCACCGCUAGUUACGAGGGCAAUCCGCCCGACAAUGCUGCGGUCUUUGUAGAGUGGCUGAAAAAAGUCGACCCUGAAAAGGUCAAAGAUGUGACCUUUGCAGUUUUUGGCUGUGGUCACCACGAUUGGGUCGCAACAUUCCAAAAAGUGCCGAAACUCAUCGAAUCCGAGCUUCUCAACAAAGGGGCGAGCCCACUCACAGGUCGCGGCGAGUCUGAUGUGGGCGGAGGAAAUGUCUUCGAUGACUUCGAUUCCUGGCAGGACGAAAAGCUCUGGCCGGCACUGUCGGCAGAGUCCGAGCCUGCAGAGGUUUCCGACGGUCUGGAAAUGGAGCUCAGUACCACUGCCCGGGCAUCUCAUCUUCGGCACAACGUCCAGGAAGCUCUGGUCCUUGCAAAUGAGCUUUUGACCAAUCCGGAUACCCCGGAAAAGAGACACACCGAAUUCAGGCUACCGACCAAUCUGACCUACGAAGCUGGCGACUACCUUGCCUUGCUACCAGUGAACAAUGUAACAACCAUCUCCAGGGUGCUGCGACGAUUCGGUCUUCCUUGGGACGCAGUGAUGACCCUUCGUAGAGGAGCACAUACGACCAUCCCUACGGAAACCGCGAUGGCUGUCACAGCCGUUCUGGGAGCCUACGUCGAAUUGAACAGCCCUGCAACAAGGAAAAACAUCCUCACGUUGCGCAAGUAUGCUGGCGACGACGAGCUGGCCGAGAAACUGGCAUCAAUCACCGAGCAGCUAUCAGUGCUUCAGAUCCUCGAGAGAUAUACGGGCCUCAACCUCCCGUUCUCCGUGUACCUUUCGAUGCUGACACCGAUGCGCAUUCGUCAGUACUCGAUUUCAUCAACGCCAUUGGAGGAUCCGACCAAGGCAAGCAUCAUUUACUCGGUCGUGGACUCGGGCGCAGGCCAUCUGGGCGUUGCCACGAAUUACCUCAAACGUCUGCAGCCGGGCACGACGGUCCAGCUCACGAUCAAGAAAUCUCAUGCAUCAUUCCACCUGCCUCGCGAUAGAACCACGCCGAUCAUCAUGGUCUGUGCUGGAACAGGACUCGCGCCGUUCAUCGGAUUCGUGCAAGAGCGCGCCAUUCGGAUUGCCACGUCCGGAGCCAAGAGCGAGGACUUUGCCGAAGCGAUUUUGAUUGUGGGCUGUCGUUAUCCCGAUAAAGAUCGGAUAUAUGGCGAACAAUUAGCGAAAUGGGAGGCCGAAGGCGUCGUCAAAUUGUUGUAUGCUUAUAGCAGAGCGCCGGACAAGUCGGACGGCUGUAAGUAUGCCCAGGAUAGGCUGUGGCGUGAACGCGAGACUGUCAGCAGGUUAUUCGAUGCGGGUGCAAGGGCGUAUAUCUGUGGAAGCAGUUCUCUGGGCAAGGGAGUCGCGGAUGCUGCUGCGAGGAUGGCCAUCGACGGAGCACGGAGAAAGGGAAAAGAAUACAGUUAUGAACAGGGCUUGCAAUGGUGGGAACAUCUCCGAGGUGAGAGGUAUGCGGUCGAUGUCUUUGAUUGAACGGCAAUUCAGCAAGCUCUCAUGAAUCGGAGAAUUUUGUACAAGGAUAUAGGUAUCUACCACAAAAGGUGUUGACGUUGGGCAGUGAUCUUCCUGUCUGGCAGGUGAACCCACAUGUUCUUGCCCAUUCUCUUGCGUAACGCUUUCACCUCCUUUUCUGCCUGUUGUCUCGAUCUCGUCUUCUCUUCUUUCAACACCACACUGAUGCCUGUGUUAGGAGGCCUUAGCAUGUUGACCCUUCCACGCGCUCGGAACUCUG